Messenger RNA from Mauremys reevesii (Reeves's turtle), 1477 nucleotides. RefSeq names its product neuronal acetylcholine receptor subunit alpha-9-I-like. Gene Ontology annotation, cellular component: membrane. Bases 719 to 1381 code for a protein of 220 amino acids. Lineage: Eukaryota; Metazoa; Chordata; Testudines; Geoemydidae. The transcript is spliced from 4 exons. Gene Ontology annotation, biological process: monoatomic ion transport. The record is from RefSeq and is a predicted model, not a curated record.
AGCUGGUCACAUGACCUGGAGUGCUUUAUUGAGUCAUAGCAGGGGCCAUUACACAUAUCCUGGCUUGAAUGUUCUCAGGAAAGUCCAUCAGGUAGGGAUAAGCUUCUGCCAUGGCCCACUGAUAGGCCAUCAACUUGAAUAGUCCAUUCACAGUGUGCUGGCUUGACUGGAUGUAAACUACCUUGUGGAAGUUACUACAGGAACAAACACAUUUGAAAUACAGUGAGUGGCACCUGUACUUCUUGUUUGUCAGACCUCAGCCUCACACACAUCACUGGAUCAACAGACCUUUCACCACAGUAUCUGGGGAGCCGUUCAUCCCAUCAGGCAUCAUCAUCAUCUUCAUGGCAAAUCCCAAAGGAAUGCAGACCGAGCGCCUCCCAGAUUGAUCUUUGGGAAGGUCUUUCACUCUAGCAAUGUGUCCUCAGCAAGAAAGCUGCCAAAAACUGACAUAGCGCUGAUGGGGGUGGUUGUGGGUUCAAUAUAUCCUCACUACUGAUCUUGUAAGCUCAAGUCACAAGACUCAGGUCUCCAGUUCCAUUCUGGAUCACCCUGAUAUUGGACAUUGGACUGCAACCUAAGGAUUAAUUAAUUGUUUGCUGCUGGUAGAAGGGACUCCUCUGGAGGACAGAGGCUAUUCCUGGGACUAUAACAACCUGCUUCUUCAUAGCUAGAGAAGUUGUUCUUUAGCUUACAUGGGAAGUAUUACAUUGCCACCAUGACCAUGAUCACGGCCUCCACCGCACUGACCAUAUUCAUCAUGAACAUUCACCACUGCGGCCCAGGAGCCAAGCCCGUGCCCAAGUGGGCCAAGAAGUUCAUCCUGCAGUACAUGGCCCGGCUAUUCUUUGUCUACGAGGUGGGGGAGAACUGCAAAAGUCCCAAACGGCAACUGGGCCACCUACCCACAGUCCAGGUGGUGAGUGGCAGGGCCACCAAGGAGGAGCAGAAAGCCCAGACGACGGAGGAUGACUCGGACGCGACAUGCCGGGAGAAGUCUCUGCAGCAGGAGUUGGUGCCGCAGAGGCUCAGCAGUGCCUCUGGCCAGCAGGACUGGAAAGAGACCGGGACACGUAUGAAGCUAGAGUGUGGCCGGGAGGGGCAGCAGCACCAAGUCUGUGUGAAGACCCCGUGCCUUUGCCACCACAACAGCCUGCUGAGGAAUGUCGAGUACAUUGCCAACUGCUUCCGGGACCAAAAGGCGGCUCAGAAACGGAGCGAUAUGUCCUUGAAAGGAGGCACCCCCUCCACUCCAGCCAAGUGUCUCCACCGGAUUAGAAAAUGCCCAAGAUGGAGCAAAGAAGAUAUGUUCUGGGAGGUGCUGCAGUACUCUGCUGCAGACAAGAAAGAAUGCAGGCAGUGGAGAGAAAGUGACAAUUAGGAAAGAAAAGAAAAUGAGGCAUACAGUAGAGAUGCAGUGGAGAUGCUGAUGCUGCAGUCCCUCCUGAUGCUCCAGACUGAGCAGAUGGGUGCCCGU